Messenger RNA from Arachis duranensis, 2103 nucleotides. RefSeq names its product pyruvate decarboxylase 1. Bases 186 to 1910 code for a protein of 574 amino acids. The record is from RefSeq and is a predicted model, not a curated record. Lineage: Eukaryota; Viridiplantae; Streptophyta; Magnoliopsida; Fabales; Fabaceae. The transcript has 7 exons. Gene Ontology annotation, molecular function: magnesium ion binding; thiamine pyrophosphate binding; carboxy-lyase activity.
UGCACAGUUAGUUUUUAUUUUUCCCUCUUCCAAGGUGUUGCCCAUGGGUUUCCAAAACCAGUCUUUGAAGUUUGAACCCCCUUAUAAACCCCAACCAAUGUCCAAUACACACAAGGUUAAACAAAUCACAUUAAUUAACUAAUCAUAAUCAAAUCCAAUUCUACUUUCUCCAGUCUCAACAUCACAUGGAAGCUGCCACCCAGUUUCCCGGCUCCGCAGGCACUCUCGGCCGGCACCUCGCCCGCCGCCUUGUCGAGAUUGGCGUCAGGGACGUCUUCUCCGUCCCCGGCGACUUUAACCUCACUCUCCUCGACCACCUCAUCGCCGAUCCUGACCUCAACCUCGUGGGCUGUUGCAACGAGCUCAACGCCGGCUACGCUGCCGACGGCUACGCCCGUUCCAAGGGAGUCGGCGCCUGCGUCGUCACCUUCACCGUCGGCGGCCUCAGCGUUAUCAACGCCAUCGCCGGCGCCUACAGCGAGAACCUCCCCGUCGUCUGCAUCGUCGGCGGACCCAACUCUAACGACUACGGCACCAACAGGAUCCUACACCACACAAUCGGAUUACCCGAUUUCUCACAGGAACUCCGCUGCUUCCAAACCAUCACGUGCUUUCAGGCAGUGGUGAAUAACUUGGAAGAUGCACAUGAGCAGAUUGACACCGCAAUCUCCACUGCGCUGAAGGAAAGCAAGCCUGUUUACAUCAGCAUAAGUUGCAACCUUCCUGGGAUUCCACACCCAACUUUUUCCAGAGACCCUGUCCCAUUUUUCCUUGCACCUAAGGUAAGCAAUCAACAAGGAUUAGAAGCAGCAGUGGAAGCAACGGCUGAAUUUCUAAACAAAGCUGUGAAACCCGUCAUUGUUGGUGGGCCAAAACUAAGGUUUGCAAAGGCACAGAAGGCUUUUCUGGAGUUUGCGAAUGCCAGUGGAUAUCCAAUAGCUUGUAUGCCCUCUGGAAAGGGGCUAGUGCCGGAGCAUCAUCCACACUUCAUUGGGACAUAUUGGGGUGCUGUUAGUACCCCCUUUUGUGGCGAAAUAGUGGAGUCUGCUGAUGCAUAUGUUUUUAUCGGCCCUAUCUUCAACGACUAUAGCUCCGUGGGAUACUCCUUAUUGAUAAAGAAGGAGAAAGCUGUAAUCGUACAGCCUAAUCGCGUGACCAUUGGCAAUGGUCCUUCGUUGGGCUGGGUUUUCAUGGCUGACUUCUUAACUGCAUUGUCUAAGAAGGUUAAGAAAAAUGGUGCAGCUUUGGAGAAUUACCGACGAAUAUAUGUUCCCCCAGGCAUUCCUCUGAAGCGAGAGAAGGACGAACCUCUUAGAGUUAAUGUUCUAUUUAAGCACAUUCAGGAAAUGCUAAGUGGGGAUACUGCUGUAAUAGCUGAAACUGGAGACUCAUGGUUCAACUGUCAGAAGCUACAUCUACCUGAAAAUUGCGGGUAUGAAUUCCAGAUGCAAUAUGGGUCCAUAGGUUGGUCAGUUGGUGCUACUCUUGGAUAUGCACAAGCUGCAAAAGAUAAGCGUGUAAUUGCUUGCAUUGGAGAUGGCAGUUUUCAGGUGACGGCACAGGAUAUUUCAACAAUGAUCCGCAGCGGACAAAGGAGCAUCAUCUUCCUCAUUAACAAUGGAGGUUAUACAAUUGAAGUUGAGAUUCAUGAUGGCCCGUACAACGUGAUCAAGAACUGGGAUUACACUCGCUUUGUGGAAGCCAUCCAUAAUGGAGAAGGCAAAUGCUGGACUGCCAAGGUACGGACAGAGGAAGAUCUAACAGAAGCAAUUGCAACAGCAACAGGAGCACAGAAAGAUUCACUAUGUUUUAUAGAAGUAUUUGCGCACAAGGAUGACACCAGCAAAGAGUUGUUAGAAUGGGGAUCCCGUGUUGCUGCUGCUAACAGCCGCCCCCCAAAUCCUCAGUAGAUUACUUGCUCCAUUCUAAUUUGUACAUUUUCUUGUGUUAUAUUUCAGCCUUGGGGGAUGCUUAGAUUGCUAAGGUGUUGCCCCCUGCUUUACCAAUGUACUAAGCUCUGUUGCAUGUAAACAUAAAAAUUCUGAGAUCCUGCUUCAACCAAUUUUCACUUCAAUAAAAAUACUGGCAUACAGCCAUUGUAAA